AUGGCAGCAGCACCCUCGAUUCCAGCUUCCACGCCAGCAACCGUGCCCACCGCACCCGCAAACACCAUGACAGCGCCGGCAACAGCGACGGCUGCGACGCCCUCCGCCGCAUCACCUGCAAUCCCCGCGCGACCAGCAACUCUCACCGCCGCUGUGAACCAGAACGCCGCAGCCUACAGCAGACCUUACGGCACAACCCCAUACGGCGCCUCCCCGUACGGUUCGGCAUACUCGUCGCCCUACGGCUCACCAUACUCUAGAUACGGUGGCGGUAUGUAUGGCAACAGCAUGUACGGGGGCGGUAUGUACGGUGGUGGGCUAGGCGGCUACGGCGCGGGCGGCAUGUACGGGGGAGGUAUGUACGGGGGCAUGCCCGGCGGUAUGCCUGGGGACCCAAACAACCCGGAGAGCCUCACUCAGCGCUUCAACAUGAGCACGCAAGCCACUUUCCAGAUGCUGGAGGGCGUAGUCGGCGCCUUUGGCGGGUUCGCUCAGAUGCUGGAGAGCACAUACAUGGCGACGCAUUCGAGCUUUUUCGCAAUGGUCUCCGUCGCCGAGCAAUUCGGUAACCUCCGUGACACUCUCGGCUCCGUCCUCGGCAUCUUCACUAUGAUGCGCUGGAUCCGGACCCUGAUCGCCAAAUUGACAGGAAGACCCCCGCCGGUGGAUGCGCAGGCGCUCACGCCCGCCUCGUUCGCCCGAUUCGAAGGGCGAUCGGGCUCCGGAGCCGACCAUGGGCCGCCUAAGCCCAGCCGCAAGCCCCUGUUUUUCUUCAUGCUCGCUGCCUUCGGCCUGCCCUACGUCAUGAGCAAGGUCAUCCGCUCGCUCGCGGCCAACGCAGAGGAGGAGGAGCGCCGGCGCCACCUCGUGGCCGCACAGCAGAGCCUCGACCCGUCCAAGCUCGAGUUCUGCCGCGUACUGUACGAGUUCUCGCCAGCAGCCCAGGGCCAGGCCGUCGUCCAGGGCGUGGACCUCGAGGUGCGCAAGGGAGAUCUGGUGGCUGUGCUGGGCAAGAGCGACCCAAUGGGCAACCCAAGCGAGUGGUGGAAGUGCCGUGCCCGCGAUGGCCGCAUUGGCUACCUUCCCGCGACUUUCCUCGAAGUUAUGCGCAAGCCGGGCGCGCCCGUCGCCGCUAUCAAGGACACCCCCGCGAGCGAGAGCAGCCGUGCCAACUCGUUGACCAGCACCGUCAGCGCACCGGGUGCCCUGCCCGGUGCUUCCAAUGCGCCGCCUCCCCUACCGUUGACCAAGCUCGGCGACGUCACGCCCGAGAGCUUCCAGAAAUCGCAGUUCUACUCGUAG
Chaetomium globosum CBS 148.51 is the source of this 1302-nucleotide messenger RNA. RefSeq lists its product as uncharacterized. Lineage: Eukaryota; Fungi; Ascomycota; Sordariomycetes; Sordariales; Chaetomiaceae. The coding region runs from base 1 to 1302 and encodes 433 amino acids. The transcript is spliced from 2 exons. Gene Ontology annotation, cellular component: peroxisomal membrane; peroxisome; peroxisomal importomer complex. Gene Ontology annotation, biological process: protein import into peroxisome matrix, docking. Gene Ontology annotation, molecular function: protein binding. The record is from RefSeq and is a predicted model, not a curated record.